Portunus trituberculatus (swimming crab) is the source of this 2005-nucleotide messenger RNA. RefSeq lists its product as uncharacterized. The transcript is spliced from 5 exons. Lineage: Eukaryota; Metazoa; Arthropoda; Malacostraca; Decapoda; Portunidae. The coding region runs from base 187 to 1227 and encodes 346 amino acids. The record is from RefSeq and is a predicted model, not a curated record.
AAAGCGCUUCAGUUCUCUGUCGGAGUGACGGAUGGUUGGUGGUGGAUCGCGACAAUCCCAAAACUCCGGAGUGUUUGGUGGUAGGAGAGGAGAGGAGACCAUGGCCCUUGCUCGUUUUGCCAGCUAGCAUCCCUAAACUCGGAUAACGCAACACCCGUAUGCAAGAGAAUUGAAGGGUAGCACCUCAUGCAGGGGGAGACAGGUGACUGUGGCCUCAGCCAGCAGCAGUCCUUUGCUGACAGGCAAGUCACCAGUGCCUCAGAGAUGCCUUCUCAAAUUCAGCGUUUGCAAAAUUCACCCAACUUCACUCAUCAGGCAUACAGAUAUGGCAUUGUACUCUCUUGUAUAGGAGUUUUGCUGAACUGGUUGGGUGUAGCUCAGGCUUACAUAGAGCCUGUGCGUUACCUUGGAGUAUGCCUAGUUAUCUUGGGGUCCUUUCUUAUCAUCUCUGCAUUGUGCCGCUGGAUGUCUACAUCCCCUCAAACCACCACUACUGCCGUCCAAGAGGUCAGUUCAGAUGAUGCAGGAGACCUCCACGUGAUCACUGUGCCUAUGGUACGUGGUCAAUCACAGUCCCGCAACCCAUGCACCUCAGUUUUACAAAGCAGACCACCAGAUUAUUUUAUGGUGACAGAAAAGCCACCAAGUUAUGAAGAGGCUAUGUCUAUGUUACCACCUUAUCUAGCCACUCACUCGGGCUCCCUUCAGCUGAAUGCAGAAGGUGGUUUGGAAGAAUUUUUAGCUCCACAUCAAGUACCUGAGAGCCAGCCGGAAGGAGCAGUUGGAGGCUUACUGCAACAGCCUGAUGCAAGAAUGAGGCAGCCUGAUGGCUGUAAAGAAUCUGAGAGACUGCUGAACAUAUCCUCCUCGCCUCCUGCCUACUCACAAUGUGCCUCUCAGUCAGCAUUUGUUAGUAGCAAUAACAACACCACCAUGACUCCUCAGGAAGGAAACACAGACAGUAGAACAGCUGAAUCCACCUCACCAGGUAACAUAACAAGUGACACAACUAGCAUAAGUAACAAUGCAAUAGAUACCACAAGCACAGAUAGCAUAAUUAGCUCAUUAGAUCCUAGACCAGAAACAGAAUGUGUUACUUCCACCUCAGAAGAGACUGAUGGGAAAUCAAUUAGAAUCAAAAGUAAUUCUAUUGACAAAAGUCAGGAAAGUGAUAGCACUCAUUCCCUCUCAGAUCAGAUGUUAUCCUCAAGAAAUAUUGAUAAAUAGAAAAUAUCCUAGACUUGAUAAACUGUCUAUGCAAUUAUUCAUGGUAAUAUUUAUAUACAGAGAAAGAAAAAUGUUUUUGUAAUAUUAUUGGUAUUGACAGGGUACACCACCACUUUGAAUGAGAUACUAAGAUCAAAGGAAUGUAAGCAGUUUUGUCAUGAAGUGCAAUUAAUCUUAGUCUUUAAGGAUAAGAUGCACAAUAAGUAAUUUUAUUUAUUAUGUAAAGACUGGUUCAUACAUAAUUUCUGUAGUAUUCAGCUCUCUUGCUGGUGGAUAUUGACAAAAUCAGAUUUACUGUUGAUACUAAGGUGCUUGCAUUUAGUAUUUAAGCAACUUAAUAUCCAUAAUAUUGAUUGUUAAUGUUUUUUAUUAUUACAAAUAUUGUACUUUUCAGGGCAUUGAUACAGUCAGCUAAAUGAACCAUAUGACUUGCAAAAAAUUUUACAAGACCCUUCUAUAUUAUGGGUUUCAUAGGAUAUGUUACAUUUCUUAUGAACUCUCCAAACAAAUUAACUCAUUGGGAUCAUGUGUACUUUGAUAUAGUAGAUACCACUAAUUUUCAUCACUAUGACCAUGUAAUAAAGUGGAUAACAGUCACUUACUCAGAAAUUUAUGUGCACAAGAUUCCACCAGCUGCUGGACAUGUAGAGGUGUUAAGAUGUUGUGGACUUGCUUUCUUAGCUCCCCACUCCCACAUAGAAGAUAAUUUGAUUAAUAAUUGUGACAAAGAAUAAAGCAUACAGGUUGCAGAGUAUUAUACUUGCAUAAUUUGUGCACU